UCUCUUUCUUUCGAUCUGUACCAUGGAAGAUGAUGGAGCAUGCAACACAAGGCUCCAACUUCGACUUGGCUUGGGCGAACAUGCUCCGAGGAACGAGAGACACGAUGAUGAUCACAAGGCCGAAAAGUCUCUGGUUUGCUUGGGCUUAACGUUUGCUCUUCGCCCAGAAGAGGAAGGCGCCAUCGACGUGGAUCAUAAGGCAGCUGACAGAUCAUCGACGCUAAAAAACAUCGACAGGGACGAUGAAGAAGAAUAUCCGAAUAAGGAAAAUGAUUCCAAUUACAACCACAACAAGAUGAUCAAGCUGGAAGCUGGUGGGAGAAGGAAACUGAGGCUCACUAAAGAGCAAUCCAUCUUGCUUGAAGACAGCUUCAAACUUCAUAGCACCCUUAAUCCGGCACAGAAACAGAUACUUGCUGAACAAUCGAAUCUGAAGCCCAGACAGGUGGAAGUUUGGUUCCAAAAUAAAAGAGCAAGAACCAAGUUAAAGCAGACAGAAGUAGACCAUGAAUUCUUGAAGAAAUGGUGUGGAAGUCUAGGUGAUGAGAAUAGAAGAUUGAAGAAAGAAUUGGAGGAGCUACGAUCGCUAAAAUUAGUUGGAUCAGGAGUACCAUCUCCUUCAUACAUUCAACUCCAAAAGGCUGCAACUCUUAGGAUCUGCCCCUCGUGUGAAAAAAAAUCCUAGAACCUAAUGAAAGGGAAGAACGCGGCG
Molecule: messenger RNA, 712 nt
Organism: Juglans regia (Persian walnut)
Lineage: Eukaryota; Viridiplantae; Streptophyta; Magnoliopsida; Fagales; Juglandaceae
Product: homeobox-leucine zipper protein HAT22-like
Exons: 3
Coding region: 23-685 (220 amino acids)
Biological process (GO): regulation of DNA-templated transcription
Molecular function (GO): sequence-specific DNA binding; DNA-binding transcription factor activity, RNA polymerase II-specific
Source: RefSeq, a predicted model, not a curated record